Chelonus insularis is the source of this 2382-nucleotide messenger RNA. It is a transcript of the gene Traf4, whose product is annotated as TNF receptor associated factor 4. The coding region runs from base 532 to 1908 and encodes 458 amino acids. The record is from RefSeq and is a predicted model, not a curated record. Gene Ontology annotation, molecular function: zinc ion binding; protein binding. Gene Ontology annotation, biological process: tumor necrosis factor-mediated signaling pathway; protein K63-linked ubiquitination; regulation of apoptotic process. NCBI's taxonomy places the organism in Eukaryota, Metazoa, Arthropoda, Insecta, Hymenoptera, Braconidae. The transcript is spliced from 5 exons.
GCAGUAAAUUUUCAAGUAUUUAUUUUGUCUUGUCUUAGACUAUUUUUCGUGAACUAUCACUCUAUUUGUCUAAUAAGAAUUCAAAAAACUGCUUCCCAAAGCAGCUGUCGUUUCUCCUUCUCACUCUUCUUUUUUCUUUCUCUUUCUCGCUCUUCUCCUACUCUUUUUUGUUCUGAUUCCAAUAUUCACGUCAACUAUCUCUUGGUAUUUCAACUUCUCAGUCAGUUUGAGUAGGUUAUGCUCAAUGUUUGCAUGGGGGAGUAGUUGCUACAAGUUUAUUUACAAUAUAUAUUAGAGCAGAGAAGCGUUCAUUUUUAAAUAAUUAUUAAUACUUCUACCGGAUUCACGCUUUGUCGAAGCAUUAAAUUGUGUUUUCUCUUAUGAGUGUAUAAAGUUGUAUUUUACGUUUUUUUUUUCAAAUUUGUUAAAUAAAGUGUUUUUAGUGCACAAAGAUUUCAUUAAUAAAGAUAAAACGUCAGAUAACCCUUUGGGUUGAAUUACAUUUCGAUUGAAUUAGACUAACUUAUAAGAAUGGUGCGUGGAUUAUCUCAGUGGACCAAAACUUUAAGUUUUCCUGCCAGAGUAUCACCUCAAAAAAUUGGAGAAGAAGGAAAAAAUAAAUUCAGUGUAAGUCCAAGCAUCAGUCUCACAUCACCUUCAAGUCCAAUUAAUGAAAUCAUCAAUAAAACGCCAAUCAUUACUGAUGAGACGUUUCAAGAUCUUGAAACUGAAAAGGCCAUUAUGAGUUCAAUUGUCUUCUGCAUUCAUCAUAAAGACGGUUGCAAAUGGUCUGACGAAUUGAGAAAGUUGAAGGCUCACUUGAAUACAUGUAAACAUGAUGCGGUUCUCUGUAACAACAAAUGUGGGGCAAUGAUUCCUCGUGUAUUAAUGGAAGAUCAUUUGAAGUAUACAUGUGCUCAACGUCGUGCAAGAUGUGAUUUUUGUGCUAAAGAGUUUACUGGUCAUACCCUUGAAAAACACAUGGGUACUUGCAGCUAUGAACCACUUUAUUGCGAAAAUAAAUGUGGUAUGAAGGUUCAACGAAGACAUCUGAGCCAACAUAAGCUCGGAGAAUGUGUUAAAAGACUCGUUACUUGUAGAUAUUGUAACAAAGAAUUUGUUUUUGAUACUCUCAGUGUUCAUCACACCAAAUGUGGUCGUUUUCCUGUGGCUUGUCCUCAUCGGUGUGAAACUGCUGUGUUACCCCGUGAAGAUCUUGAAAUUCAUCUCAAAGAUCAUUGUACCACUCACCUUCUAUCUUGCAUUUUUAAAGAUGCUGGAUGUCGCUUCAAGGGAAAUCGUUUUUCACUGGAUAAACAUAUGGAAGAAUCGACAAAAACCCAUUUAAGUCUAAUGUGUACUGUUGUAACAAAGCAGCAACAUCAGAUAACAAGCUUAAAAUCUGCAAUGAGUAAACUCUCUCUUAAUUGCACAGGUACACUAAUAUGGAAAAUCAAUGAUUAUUCUGUAAAAAUGUCUGAGGCAAAAGCUAAAGAAGGAAUAGAACUCAUUAGUCCUUCAUUUUAUACUAGUCAAUAUGGAUAUAAACUACAGGCGUCCAUUUUCUUGAAUGGAAAUGGCACAGGUGAAGGAAGCCAUAUAUCAAUUUAUAUAAAAAUACUUCCAGGUGAAUACGAUGCACUCCUCCGUUGGCCAUUUUCUCACAGUGUAUCAUUUACGAUGUUUGAUCAAACUGCUCAAGCCGACAAAGCUUGUAAUAUCGUCGAAAGUUUUAUACCCGAUCCAACGUGGAAAAAUUUUCAAAGACCAAGUCGUGAACCAGAUUCGCUAGGUUUUGGAUUUCCACGGUUUGUUUCUCAUGAAAUGGUAAAAAAACGACAUUUUGUCAAAGACGAUGUAAUGUUUAUAAGAGUUAAAGUUGAUCCGAGUAAGAUUGUAGCAGUUUAAGAAAGAAUUCCAAUUUAUAUUUUUUCUCAAUAGACUAGAUUAUAUCAUAAUUAGUAUCAAAAAGUUAAACUUAAUUGAUUAAAAUCAUAACGAAUAAUAAUAAUUUAGAUGAUUAAUUGUAUAACGAGCAAUAGAGUAAGUGUACAUAUUUUUGAAAAUAAUAUAAUUACGACAAUUGCCAAGAAAUAACUCCAGUAAUUUAUAAGAUAUGUAUAUAUUUUUAAGGAAUAUUUUUAUAGAGAUCUUCAUCAUUAAUAUGUGAUUUAUAUGUUGAUAAUUAUGUAAUUAAUGAAAGUAUAACAAGAAAAUGCUGAUAAAUGAUCAAUAAUAUUCGAGACUGAUGAAAUAUUACAUCUAUUAAGAUUCUUAGGCUGGUGAAGCUCUUGUAUAAUAUUCAGACUGAAAUAGAAAAUAAUAAAAAUUAUUCUAAUAACUUCAUUAAUAAAAAACGUUAUCAAGAUUUAUUAUAAAAAA